Liolophura sinensis is the source of this 2808-nucleotide messenger RNA. RefSeq names its product zinc finger protein Noc-like. The record is from RefSeq and is a predicted model, not a curated record. Gene Ontology annotation, cellular component: nucleus. NCBI's taxonomy places the organism in Eukaryota, Metazoa, Mollusca, Polyplacophora, Chitonida, Chitonidae. Gene Ontology annotation, biological process: negative regulation of DNA-templated transcription.
GAGGAACACGUCGCUUCGCUGCUCGCAGACUCACGGGCUUAGUGUGUACGGAGAGACCCGGCGUUAACGGGCUGCUGUCAGCCGCGGGCUAUCAACGGCACUUUACCCUGGACAUCUCUUACCCAGCAAAAUGUUGACUUCAAGCACAGCUCAGUAUCUCCACCCGGAUUAUUUGCAACCUUUACCAACAACGCUUGAUGCUAAGAAAAGUCCUCUUGCCUUGCUGGCUCAAACAUGCAGCAGCAUCGGAAAAGAUUCCUCUCCUUCCAAGACAAUAAUUCCACCGAUUGAGAAAAAAGAAGUUGGCAAAGGAACCCCAGAGAAACCCGGCAGCAGAGAUGGGAAAAAGUCGGCAUCUGAAGAGAAGAAAGACUCAAGUCGGGAUUCCCAUAAAACCUCAUCCCAUCGCUCGUCUGCACCUCCUAAAGAAGUCCCUCCUCUGGUGCCUAUAGCGAGUUCCUCAGACGAACACUCGCGCAGUCCACCAACAGGCUGGAUUCCAGAAAGUCAAGAUCAACCUCGCCUUCCGCCACCUCCCAAACCACCACUUCCUCGUCGCUCACGUCGUCUCCUUACUCCAGUCACAGCUCUUCCAUCUCCAAACACGCGCCUCAUCCUCUGGCGUAUGCGGCCGCAGGUAUCUCGGGCUACCCCAGCUCUCUCUCACUGCCCACUGCUGGGACAUGGAGUGCCCAUUGACUCUCUCGCAAGUUCCCAGGCCUACCACUCGUCCCUGGGGGCUCAUGCUGGCCUCGGCUUGUCGGGUGCUGCGGCUAUGAUACGGGCUUCUUCUGUGUCGCCCUAUGUGGCUUACGCUCGCGUUCGAACUCCAGCCGGUGGCUCAACAUUAGUACCCAUAUGCAGACCUUACUGUACGAACUGUCAGUUGACACUGCAGAACGCCCACCUGUCUUCCACGUGUACAGCUUCUGGGUGUGCACAGUGUGCCCACGAGAAAGCUCUCACGGCAGCGUCUUUACCCUCCCUCAAGUUUAAGUCUCCCUUCGGGAUUACCGCUUCACCCAGGACUUUCUCAGCAGCCCUGGCUGGUGUGUCCGCCUCGAACUCUGCUCUCAGCUCUCUCUACCCACACAGCAUGUUGUCAGCUGCUCAUAGACUACCUUACGUGUGUAACUGGGUGUCAGGCAGUGAUUACUGUGGGAAAAGAUUCCCCACAUCGGAGGAGCUGUUACAGCACUUACGGACUCACACCACCUGCCAGUGAUGUGGCCUCGCUGCCCUCCCCCAUACAGCUUUCGGACUGCCUUCCGCCUCGGCGCUGGCCGCCUGUCACAGCCACCUCACUGCACCGGGCUCUCUCAGCCCCAACUCCAUCAGAAGGGGCUACCCCCUCAGUUUAAGUCCGGUUAGUAAUAUGCUGGGAAGUAGCCGGUAUCACCCUUACAACCUUGCCGGUGUACCCCAGGUUCCGGGUGCCGGAUUGUCUCACUCCACCCUCGGGGCGUACUACUCCCCGUACACCCUGUAUGGACAGCGACUAGGUGCAGCCGCGGUCCCAUGACAUACGGCUGACCAGGCCAACUUUAGGUACCCUUACUUGUGAUGUGGACAAAAAAAGUACUAUUCUCAUGACACUUUUAAUUUAAUGGUUCUUACUGGUGUAUGUCACAUGCGUACACGAGAGCGGGACUCCUCGUGACUGUGUUUCCCCUGAGUUGAACAGGAUUAAUUGGGUUAUUGCAGUAAAUUGUUUGUAUCAGCUAAUGGAUUAACUUGCUUGUGCCAUCUUCACGCCGUGUGGAAGUCUUCGCAGUUUUGGAACUUUUUCAAUUUGUGGCAUUACCUGUUGUCCUUUGAUAGGGACGGAUGCGUUGUAAUCCUGUGUCUCAGAACUGUUUGAUGUGACAGGUUGGACGGCCUAACCGUUACCCGGCUCCCUAUCUGCUAAGGCCUCUGAUUCUCAAGGGUAUUGACUGGGGACAUCUGCGUGAACAAUACCCGGCUUGGUCAACUCUCCCGUCUACACAAACCGCCGCCACAUAGUCAAGGGACAAACCGUGGUCUGAGCUAGCGUCGUUGUUGGAACAUUGCCACUAAUCCGCGGUAUUUCUCCGUGGAUUGUGGCCUUGUUGAACUUCACCGAGACAAGGAGAACUGACUGUUGGAGAAGGGCUAUAUCACAUGUCCCACUGGAGAGUGCUCAAUUGAAAGGAUUAGUAAAUCGUGGAGAGAAUGACAUGAUGGUAACAAAAUGCACAGGGAGGUUUUGUUCUGGUAUAUCGCCAUUUCUCUGGAGCUUCCAAAGGGUUCUCUUCACACCCCAGUUUAUGUUUUAGUGCUAUAAUAAAUAAUUAUUACCUGGAUAUGAUCCUGGUGUUGUAGUAAUGUGAACUGUGAGGGGCAAGUAAAACUUGGUGAGGAUAGAGAUUGCUGUAGACAGUACACGUGCUGAGUGAUGUAAAUAGAGGGGACAGUGGUCCAGAACUCGGGUCUCAAACUGUCAGCAUGCAAUCUCAUCUUGUUUUCACUCGUUUAAUGUUAAUGUAUAGAAAGUAUGCGCAUUUUAUGCAACUGUUACCAUGCUCUCUCAAAUGUUUUUAUUUAAUUAUUAACAAGUCUUUCGUGAUGAGAAAAAAAAACGUAAGGCGACGAAGAAAUUGGAAUUUUAUAUAAAUAAAUCUGAAUUGUCCAGAGACUAUAAAAUGGGACUUGUUGUUUUGUGUGUGUACAGUGUUUGAAAGUUACAAACCGGACAUAUUUGGUUAAUAUUUAUUUAGUCCCUGACCGAUGGUGUCAUCGUGGUAUACAUACAUAUAUACAGAUCGGUGUAUAUGUCUAGGUAUCAGU